Messenger RNA from Hermetia illucens (black soldier fly), 643 nucleotides. RefSeq lists its product as uncharacterized. The coding region runs from base 120 to 542 and encodes 140 amino acids. Gene Ontology annotation, cellular component: extracellular region. NCBI's taxonomy places the organism in Eukaryota, Metazoa, Arthropoda, Insecta, Diptera, Stratiomyidae. The record is from RefSeq and is a predicted model, not a curated record. Gene Ontology annotation, molecular function: chitin binding. The transcript is spliced from 2 exons.
AUUGACAGAGGGUAUUAUCGCCUGGAUGGAUCACAUGCAGGGGUGUGCAGAAGGUGAGUAUAAAUAACGAAUAAACGGACCCCAAGAGUCAGUGAAAGUUUCAUUUCGGACGUAGCAUCAUGGCGGCUAGAGGAUUAUUGAUCACCGUCGCUUUAGUAGUUUCUUUAGUGCAAAUCAAUGUCGAUGGUAAACCAUGCGAACAUGGUCAAUUAUGGGCCGUUGAAUCGAAUCCAUUAUAUUACUACAAUUGCUUGGCCGAUGGAGUUCAAGUUCAGCUAAAAUGUCCUCGAGGAGAAUAUUUUAAUAACGACAAAAAGGCUUGUGUUCCAGGAACAGCACCCUAUCCUCAAACUACGACUGUUAAGCCUGAUACGGUUCCUGGAAUUCCUGACAUUCCUGAAGCAGGAAUUGGAGAUGCACCUACAAUGGAAGGAGGAUCUGGAACAGGAAGUGAAUCUGCAGUUGGAGGUGGAUCUGCAGUAGGAGGUGGAUCUGGAUUAGGAAUUGGAACAGAGCCUCCAACGCCCCCAUCGGUCCCAUGAUGAAAACAAAGGGUCUUUGUGAACAUAGAUGGAUGUAAUUUAAAUCAAAUUCCAUUCCAUGAUCGUCUCAUCGGUCUUAAAUGUAAUUCUCUGCAGACAAA